UAAGCGAAGGAGUUUACAUCACUCUUUGGUAGCAUUUGUUAGCUUCUGAGCUGCUUUGAUUCAGUUUUCCUAAGCCUGCAAUAUUGAAGGCAUACAUUUUUGCCAAACUGUUAGUUUGUUGCUGUAAACGAUGGACGGCCCCGUACAAGAUGGUGCGCCGUUGGAGCAGGCCAUAGGCGAGGCGUACCUAGCUGGAAACAACGAGCACGCACCGCACGUGGGCCCGCAUGUCCCCGACGGCGGUGUCACGAUGGGAGACAUCGUACUCGAACUCUACAAGUCCAUAUGCAGCGAACUUGCAGGAGAAGUCCCGCUUUUGUCGUCCCUCCUCAGCGUAAUUUGGAUGGCAAUGGAGGAAACAGUGGGACAGCAGCUCGACAAGCUGUACGACGAAAUCCGCAAUGAGCAGCGAGAAGAGUUUGCACUGGACCUGAAGGACCAGUUCAAAGUGUUGGCACAGGAGGCGCGCAAAUACUUCAACAUGGCCAUGAACCAUCCCCAGAAGCGGGACCAGUUCAAUAAGGUCGACAUCCUGAUCACGCUCCUGCGCAGCCGCCUCGUCCAGUCUGACAAGUACGAGGCCAUUCGGGACGGUCUUGUCGACUACAAGACCCUGCCCCUGCUGGUGGCGCUCGGGACUUUCGAGCUGGUUGUGCGCAGGCAGGAGCUCGACCACUAUCGGGAGCUGUUCAAAGCGGACAUUCCGUCAGAGGAGGAGCGGCAAGCGAAGAUCGCCAACAUCCGCGAGACGAUCAAGAUCUACAGCGCCAAGUGUGCGGAGCGUGUCCUUGCCGUCAUGGCAUGGCGGGAAGGGUUCAUCAAGCUGGGAACGUCAGCCGCCGGCACAAUUAAUCUGACUUCGACCACGUACAGCGCAAAGGACGCGUACGACAAGGGCUGGUCCCAACAUGAGAAUAGGCAGGUCACUCCUUUCCUCCUCUUCUGGACUUUAGACAGCAACCCGGACGCACGUGCCAAGGCGGAGGCAGCGUACCACGCGCGGCGCAGCUCUGCGCUGACACAGUUCUCCCAGGAGCUGUGGGCGAUGAUGGCUGCUGCGAGAGCAUGGCAGUAUACCGACUCUGCCGUGCCGUACAACCCCGGUGGGCCGGCCUACAAGCCCAGCCCUCUCUACGGAACCCAAGUGCACGGCAGCACGCCCUUCGAGGACGCGCCCAGCGGCCGCCCCAUCACGUCCAUCGAGGUUGGGACGCAUGAGGGCCGUGUGGGGUCGCUGGAGCUCAGCUACCUGUUCGCCCCCGCAGGGGCGCACGGCUGGGACUAUGUGCGGGACAGUGACGCGAAGCGCGAGACCUCCCGCCUGGUCCUGGCGGAGGGUGAGGUGGUGCGCAAGGUGCGGGUCCGGGUGCGGGCGGCCUGCAAGGUACAGGAGCUGGUGUUUGUGACCAGCAGCGGGCGGGAGUUCAGGGGAGGUGGAGGCGGUGGUGAGGGCCUGCGCGCUGAUGAGGAGGUGGGGGAGUCGGGCGGAGAGGGCUGCGAGCUCGCUGGUGUGGAAGGGUAUGCGGGCGAGCGCUGCCUGACUGGGAUUCGGUUCCUUUGGCGGACGCAGGCGGAGGGCUAGGUGGGCAUGGCUAGCCGUACCUAUUGGUUAAUGGUGCAGUUUUGUUGCAAGCUCGGGGAGUAGGGGGGUGGAUGGCGGGUAGCUGUGCGGUGCCACUGCUGGUAGUGCAUCCUGACGGCGAGGCGCUGGAGUGGAGCGGCAUGGCGUGCGCGAGCAGGGGUAGUUUGUCAGUAUUUCAAUGCCCUCUUCAGAGAGUUUCGACUGCUGCUACUAGUCUGAGUCAGGACUCCGCUCUGAGCGCUUUUCCAAUAACUGCUGAACCCUGUGUGGUGUAUCCUUGUACAUGACUGAGGAAGUACUAUUGUAAAUUAUUAACAGCUUGCAAUUGCCCGAUAAAUGGAGUAUGGUCUAUUUCCUAUUCGCUGUUUUGUAGCAGGAGCUUGGCAGGAUUGAAGUAUUCGGGACUGCGCCUAAAAUGCAUAAUGUGUGCUGCAUUUGUUUACAUCUAGCGGCUCUGAGGCAUACCGCACUCGUGCGCGAGCAUCCGUCGGUGUUGCCAAAACAAGUUCGUCAUGGCUUCGCAAGCGUGUACAGGCUACCGUGCAUGCCAGGCUUCGACUUUGGUUCCAUGCAGUGUUACACCGCGAUGGGGUCAACAAGGCUGUCCACAGUAGUCCUACGCCGUCCUUGGACCGGUGCAGACAUGCAUUGCACGGUCGCUUGUUGCAUUCCGAUGCAAUCAGCUCUUUGUAAUUUGUAAUUUCUUCCUAGG
Molecule: messenger RNA, 2294 nt
Organism: Astrephomene gubernaculifera
Lineage: Eukaryota; Viridiplantae; Chlorophyta; Chlorophyceae; Chlamydomonadales; Astrephomenaceae
Source: the annotation of a GenBank genome assembly